This is a messenger RNA of Xenopus laevis (African clawed frog), 6825 nucleotides long. It is a transcript of the gene dixdc1.S, whose product is annotated as dixin-like. The record is from RefSeq and is a predicted model, not a curated record. Lineage: Eukaryota; Metazoa; Chordata; Amphibia; Anura; Pipidae. The transcript is spliced from 16 exons. Bases 991 to 2415 code for a protein of 474 amino acids.
CUUUUUAGUUGCUCUUGUUUUUUAUUUUUUUUAAUUAGUUUUGAAUGAUUUGCCUUCCUCUUCUGCUUCUUUUGAGAAUGUCACUGUCCCCAGCAGUCAAAAAUAGCUGUAUUUUUUUUUUACAAUUAUUGUUUAUAUUGUUUAUAUUUGAAGAUCUGCUCGUUGAGGUAUUAAUGCAGAACUAAAAUGUAAUUGUACCAACAACAUAUAGUGAGUCAUUUGUGGAGUCAUAAUAAGGAAAUAGAGCUUUAAGGAUUUUUGGUGCAUCAGUGCCAUAAUCCUAAACAUAGCAGUUCAUCACAGAUUGUGUUCCCAGAGGUACUAGAUAAUUAAUUCAGAUAGGAAAUGCCAAAAAAAUGCCUCAUAUUCCCAGGGCAUCAAGAGAUCCCCUUUGCCUAUUGGAUAAUGAGUUCUUCCCUCCGCCCUCCCAGCCUUAGCUUGUAUUCAUUUUCCCGUGAUGCUGGAAGAGAAGAAUAGUCUGUUAGGCACAGGGUGACAGCAAGAGGAAAUAUGCAACAGAGCUUCUUAAAUGGGAUCACUGAAUAGCUCUGAUUAGUGCAAGGAUGGGUGCUCCGAAAUGGUUCUGUUAAAAACACGCAUAUAUCAGUUGUUCUGCUGGAAAGGAGAAGCCUCUUAUAUGCACUGAGGAUACACUGAGGAAGAGAGAAACCAGACUGGAUGUUUACAGCAAAAAGGCAAUGCAGAAUGGAGUGAGGAGUUUGCACUGAAAAACACGGCAAGGGGCUCUUAUGAGUACAUAUAAGAGAAUUCCAAGAUGAACAGCUCUGAGAAGCAAGGUGUCAUGAUGAUGCCACAGAGAAGCACCAGGAAUGAAAUGAUGGAGAACGUGCAUCAUAGCUGGAUGUGGUAGGAAGAUAAUAGCAACAGCCUUGGCUAGCCAAAAUCUGGAAAGAGGACACUGCUGUCAAGCAUGGCUCACUUAGCUGUAUGGCUCCAGAGUCUGUGAUGUCAAAGCCUUGAAGUGGAAUCAUGGGAGGGAAGCUUGUGAAAUGCCUGGCAUCACCAAGUCCAGUACACAGUGCAAAAUCCGAGGUAAUUGAAACUGUGUGUGAUGAGAAGGAACUUGCUGUCAUUCAGUCAGAGGAAAGCAUUACUAGGAGAGAAGAUACCCCUUCUGUGUGCCACACUGAUCUUCAGUGUACAAGCCCUGCAAUUUACCCAGAGUCAUCAUGGGAGGACUGUCUCCUCGAGCAACAGGACCAUUUAGAAAGAGAGAUGGAAGAAGCCAAGAAAAUGAUAUCUGGUUUACAGGCCCUGCUAUUAAAUGGAUCCCUCCCUGAGGACGAACAACGGAAUCUGUUCACUCUGCGAGAAGACGGGGCGUGCCCAGAAGAACAACUGGUCAUCAUCAAAAGUCGUCUGGAUCAAAGUAUGAGUGAAAAUCAGUCACUAAAGAGUGAACUUUUGAACUAUAAACAGGAAAACAGAAAUCUGCAGGGAAUAAAGGAUGCUCUGCAGCAGAGAUUGGCUACCCAAGAAAGCUCUGUGCUUCAACUGAAACAGGAGUUACUGCGGGCUAAUAUGGACAGGGAUGAGCUGCAAAGACAGAAUGUGGACUUACAGAGAAAAAUGGAAGAGAGGAGCCAGUUUAUUGCAGACUAUAAGAAAGAUUUAACAAAGAAGGAAUGGCUUAUACAACAACUGCAAGGAAAGCUUGAUGAAUCUCAACGGAAGCUUUCUGAAGCCAACUAUCACAAGACUGACCUUCAGAAAGAGUUGGAUCACCGGAAGGCUCUUCCUCAGCAGUACAUGAAUGAAGAAGAUGAUCAGGUCAGUGACUACAUGAGCCACCCUGCUCAGACCAAUGGCUUUAUUCAGUCAGCAGGCAAAGGACCAUCACUGGAACCUGCCCAGCAGAGAAGUGCUAAAGACUUGCAGUUGGUGCGGGAUGCACUGCGCAGCCUGCGAAACAGUUUUAGCGGCCAUGACCCUCAGCAUCACACAAUAGAUAGUCUGGAACAAGGUAUCUCAAGUCUGAUGGAUAGACUUCAUGCCAUAGAGACUCAGAGGAGGCAGGACAGGAAGUCUCGGGGAAAGAUGCAAGGAAGUAAAGAAAUCAAUGAAUACAGGGAUUCAUGGCCUCCCAAUACUACAAUGCCACAUUCACAGAGCACCCCAGUCAUGGGCAGCAGCAACUCAUCCACCAAAGUGCUGUACUUUACUGACCACUCUCUGACACCCUUCAUGGUCACUUUACCAAAGAGGUUAGGAGAGGUGACACUGAGGGACUUCAGAGCAGCUAUUGGUCGAGAGGGAAGUCACAGAUACCACUUCAAGGCUUUGGAUCCUGAAUUUGGAACAGUGAAAGAAGAGGUGUUUCAUGAUGAAGAUAUUAUUCCAGGCUGGGAAGGUAAAAUAGUAGCCUGGGUGGAAGAAGAUCACGGAAGCAUUUGAAUGAUAUUGAUCAUUGGUACAAUGAGAAACUCCAUGAUACGGGUCUGGAUAUUUUAUCAUGCUGCCAAAAGAGGAUUCUGCAGGCACCAAAAGGAAAGCUCAUACAUAGUUCCAGCUGCAGGAAAGUGGAUCCUUACUAGUUGCUGGUGAUGCCGUUAAUGCAUCAAACGAGACAAUAUACAUUUGGGAUCGCCGCAAUUACAUUAUUUCUUAGGAUUUAUGUGGUCCCUGCCUUGUGGUUGCCAGCAGCCUUAUAAUGUAUGAAAUACAGUAUGUGAUGAAGAGUAUUCAGUAUUUUUCUACAGGUGCACUAAAUCUAGUCUUGCAGUUAUAGCAGGGCAAUAUGUAACAGGUCCCUUCAGGUUAGACAAUCCUUAGAUUGGGUCAAAUGCAGUAAACUAUUUGCCAUCUACGUAGUCUGCAUAUCAUUGGUUGGAACAUGGAAACAUAAAUUCUACAGCAUAGGCCACUCAGAUGGCCAGAUUGUUAUUUCUGUAGAAUUUAAUCUAUGGUACAAAAAUGGUUAAAGCAUGGAUAUUCAUCCUGGGCCUGUACAUCUCACAAGAUACGGUGUAGGAGGCUUAUAGUUCAGUGCUAACCAUACACAUAUUAAAAAGAUGUUUUUCGGAUUUUUGCCUUUAAACCACUAAAUCUUUGGAUUAUUGCACGGAACCCAUCGCAGAUGAAGAUAUCUUUAGGACUUCUCCCAUUGACUUAUAUGCAACCAUGGCAGGUCUGAGAUGCCAGAUUUUACAGUACAAAAAACACAAUUUUUCAGGUUUUUAGCAUUCAGACUUUAAUAAAUAGCCCUUGUAAUGUUUACAUUUUACAUGUGUGCUUUUGAAGAUUCGCCAUCAUUUCUAGAAAGCAUUAUAUUUGUAUUUCAAAUACUUGAGGCAGUUCAUAAAUAUGUAUUAUCUAAGGCUGUGGACAGCAAUCUUUUAUCUCAGCAGAGCUGAUAGGAAACACAAUUCAAUAUAAACCAGGGCUUCAGCUAUAGGUUCAUUGCACAUGGUACUGUAUGUUUAUUCCCCGCAUUAGAUUAAAGAUUGAUUCUCAAGCAUUUUGUCACACACGACAGAAGCGAAUUUACACAGGCAACAAAAUGAAUGACACACAUCAGUUUGUGUUGCUCAUGUGUUUAGCAGCUAAUACAGAGAAUUGCUUCCCAUUCAUUGUAAUGACAGUUGCCUUGACCUUGCAGGGGCACUUGGUGCAGCAGUGGUUGUUUCCUCAGGUCCGAUUGGCAGAAAAGAAAUUCUUUUAUCUCAUGCCAGAUGUAUUCAAGUCAAACUUAUAAUUUACAUUUUUGGCGUUACUAAUGGCAUAUGUACCACUGCCCCUAUUAAAGUAUGGGGAAUGCUAUGGUCACAGGCCUGCUCAAAAUAUGGCUCUAUGAUCCCCACAAACAGAUAGCAUUUUUAGUGACAAGCUGAAAAGAAAGGCUAAUUAUUUUUAAAAAGUUUACAAAAUAAGUUAAUCUAUAACAUAUUAAAUGUUAAGGCAAAAGCAAACAUUGCCAUUGUACUCCAAAUUGUUCACCUAUGAGCAAGAUGGCCUCUGCUUUUAAGUCAAGGCAUACAAAGUAGAGCAUCCAAAAUUGCAGUGUUUAGGAAUCUGGGCAAACAGUAUUUCUUGUGUUUUACGCCCCUAGUGAUUACCUUUGCUACUAGUGGAGUAUGAUUAUAAAUGAUAUCAAGGAGGGCCCAGUGUGCACUGUAAAAUCACUAGGAACAAGUAUAAGUGUAUGGGUCCAUAAGAUAUUUUGCACUUAUAAAGACAUAACUCUGAAAUAUAAUCAGGGUUUGGGUGCUGGUGAAUUCAGAUCUUAUAUACUGUAUCUAUUCAAAAAAUAACCAGUCCAAGUCUUUACGCUUCUGCAUCUAUAUAAUAAGCAGGGGAGGGAAGUUGUAGGAAGAGAGUAUAGUGAGCUGGGUAGACACAAGUGUUGGUGCACUAAGUGCAAAAUAUCUUAUGGACCCAUACACUUAUACUUAUAGUAGAUACAGUACAUAAGAUCUGAAUUCACCAGCACCCAAACCCUGAUUAUAUUUCAGAGGUAUGUCUUUAUAGGGCUCAAUAUUUAAUAUGCAACAAUACAUAUUGAAAUUGGACGAUUUUUAAUUCUAUGGUUUCAGGGCCUUCUAAAUUUCAGUCUCUUCGGAUAUUGGCAGUAAUAACCUAAAACUCACCCUGUUUGAUCUUUCUGCUUUUAUGCAAACUACCUCUCUUAACUGCUGCUUAUAACCAUAAAAAUAAUCUGCCCUAAAUCGUCACUUCACUCCUUCUACAUAAUAUAUCAGUGUCCCAGCCUAUAACCAGUAGCUCAAUGCUUUGAUCUGUUUUUAUCAUAACUAACAUAACCUUUAGCUGCUACAACACACUCUUACUCUUGGUUUCCUUAUAGAGACUCAUAAAAACAUUGACAUUGUUUCUUUUAAUGGUCCUUGCAGUCACUUAUUCCAUAACAUUCUCACAUUUCUACCAAAAGAGCUUACAUUCAUUCCCAUCCCAUGUGCUGACAACAGAAAAGAAUGCCUUUCUUAUGUACAUGUCUUAUAAAAUUAACUAUCAUAAUCAUCAAUAUACCUUGUAAGGUCCAUUAAGCCUUAUGUAGAGCAAUGUUAAGGGAUGUAUUAUUAUAGGCUAAAGUGAUAGUUUGCCUUAACCUUAAAUAUAUGUAUGUCUUUAGUUUCAGAGAUGAGACAACAGGAAAAAAAUCUGCAAUGUUCCACUGAAAAUAAUUCGGUGGCACUUUAUUUUUACAUUAUCUUUAUAGUAAAUAACCUUUCUUCUAUGCCUUUUAGAAUAAAAACGACAAUUUAGAAUAAAGACUAAAAGGGAUCAUUUAAGCUCUUGUUUAAAGGAUCUAUUGUGUCCAUUUACAUAGUCUAAAGAUUGCCAUACAUGUAGGAUCCAAUCGGCUGCUUAAUGGAUCCCUUUGGCAGCUUAAAUCUGCUCUUGUAUGGCCACCUUGAGGCUAAGGGCAAAUGUGGUGAAUCAUCUGCUGUCAGAGAAACUGCAGUGCCUCAUCCUCCUGCCAUUUACUUUACUUGCAUCAAUCUGUCACUGGGCAUGCUGAGUGGAUUUUGUCCCAAAUACUCUAUUUCACAUUUUAUGGGUCAAAUAUGCCAUGUGUAUCAGUGACAGACAAAUACAAGUCAGUGGAGGAUCAUGUUUGUUUGUGUACUCAAAUUCCUAUAUCUAUUACCCCGUUUUUCUGCAUUCACGUAGCUUCACAGCUGUCGGCACGUAUGGGUGAAAUGUUUCAUACCUAAUUGUUGUGCCCAGAGUCACUAAUACUGUAUACAUACAGGAAUGAACAACUGGAGCAGUAUUUUGGUGCAUUCCAUUAGGGAACACCAUUUUAUAUCAGCUUUCUAUGGGUAAUGAAGAGAUCCUUUAUUAUGGUAAUCAGUGUUAAAGCUACUUUUUCACAAACCUGAGGAGACUAUAGUUUUAAAAGAUACAGUGCACCAAUCUCUAAUCUUUCAAACAAACAUGUGCUUCUGUCUGAUAUUUCAUCAACCAGCAUAACCAGUUUCAAAUCCAUGAAUUCGUGGAUAGUGCUUUAUGUUCAGAUUUGAAAUGUAUGCCAUUAAAACUGCCUUGUGUUCAUAGAAAAACACAUAUGAAAUGAAAUACAUUGUUAUCAGGUAUGGCUAUACAGAUGAAGGUCUGUGGGUUAGACGCAGCCCCCCCAAGUCAAUUUAAUGGUCCCCUAUGCCCUCUAAAACAGCGUCAUCCUACUUUAAUUUGAGUGGUGAACGUUAUAUUUAUAGGAUUAUUGGCCCACAGCAUGGAAAAGUUAGGCAUGAAUGUUUAAAAGGACUACAAAAUAGAAGGCAAUCAAGAAUUGUGUUAUAUGGAGAUUUUAUACAUAGAAUUUGUCUACACUUAUUAUUAUUAUUCUGAAAUAUUUGUUAAAGGUGAAUCUGUAAACACACACACACAUAUAUAUCAAGAACAGACAAUAUAUAUCAAGAACAGGCACUGAACACUGGGUAAAAAAUCCAUCCCAUUUUCUGUACGUAAGUUGUAUACACAAUUACAAUUCAAUGAUUUGUAUACCUCUGGCUGGAAACAGAAUCAUUUUUUUUUAUUUUUUGUUCUAUUUGUACAACAAUGUAAUUAUUUAAACAGAAUUUUUUUUUUUUUUUUUUUUUUAGAUUUGUGCCUAUUUUUACACUGGUAACGCAUCUUUGUAUUGUCAAAUUAAUCUCCCACCAAAAUAUCACAAUAUUGUUUUGGUGUUUCGUACGCUAAGUUUAAAAGAGGCUUCAAGUUCGUAUUGAAAAAAGUUUGUUUAUUUUAUUAUUUAAAGAAAAUAAUUGGUUUUAUGCCGACAAUUGUACAUACAGAAUAUAUGUUUUGUGGCCUAUCCUAUGUACAUAAACAGUGAUGUUUUUA